Messenger RNA from Fundulus heteroclitus (mummichog), 2399 nucleotides. Its product is annotated as cingulin-like protein 1. The transcript has a single exon. Lineage: Eukaryota; Metazoa; Chordata; Actinopteri; Cyprinodontiformes; Fundulidae. Bases 438 to 1853 code for a protein of 471 amino acids. The record is from RefSeq and is a predicted model, not a curated record.
GCCAUGUUGUUGCCAGGAAACAUGGACUGACCAUACAUUCUAUGACAUCAUCACUUCUGUCCCUUUGUGACAUCAUCAGCAGCCUUUGAAUCUACAGACUUCAGCAAAUAAUUCCAUUCCUUCAGAAUCCUGAUAGUGAAUGCAUCUCUUGAGUCACUCUCUUGCGUGUUGAGAAAAACCCAGUUUUUCAAAGAGCAAAGAGAAAUCAGUCCAGUCAUCUCUUAAAGAAGAUUUGUUUUGAAAACCAACAAAUCUGUUACCUACAGUCUGUCAGCAGACGUUCAUCUGUGGAGAUUAGCUGCCGUCGGAAAGAAUCGCUGACAUUUAUCAGCUCUUCAUUCAGCGACAGCAAAUCAGGUGGAGACACGAGACAACAGCCGAUUUUAAAACUUCUUAAAAGUGAGACAGCCGUUGAAGAAAACACCAGAGCUGUUGUCAUGAUGUCAGAGGUGGAGUUUCAUGCCGCCUUAGGCGCCAAAAACGAGAAGAUCUCAGCUCUUCAACAAGAAAACGCUGCAUUAUCAGAAAGCUUGAAGAGUCUCGCCUCUGAGCUUCGUAAAAUGGAGGUAGUGCACCAACAUGAGGACGACCGGGAGAAAAAGGCUUUAAGAGACGAAGUGAUGAGGUUGACUCAGAUUGUAGAAAAGCAGCAAACUGAGCAUGAAGACGACGUUGCUGUUCUGUAUGAUGAGCGGAUUAAGACAAACAAAGACCGCCGAGAUGCCAUCAGAAGGGCCGAUCAGCUGAAAGUAUCUCUGAUCGCAGAAAAGAACAAAACAAGAGAGAUUGAGAUCUGUUCGGCCAAGCAGAUGGAGGAAAUCUCUAAAUUACAAGCUGCUCUGGUCAAAGUGGAGAGCAAUUUGGAGGAACAAAGACGACAGUGGGAGCAGGAAAAACUCCGUCUUCUGACCAAUAACCAAGAAACAUCUGAGGUGGAACAGCUGAAAUAUCAGCUGCAGGAGCAGACAGUUAAGCAUGAAGAUCAGGUUGCUGCUCUGUAUAACGAGCUGAUCAGGAAGAACAAGGAGAGUCAAGAUGCCAUCAAAAGGGCCGAACAGUUGAAGGAAGACCUGACUGAAGAGAAAAAGAGAGCAAAAGAGGCCGAGGACUGCUUAGCCCAGCAAAAAGAGGAGACAUCUAACCUCCAGGCUGCUCUGGUCCUCAUGGAGAGAACUUUGGAGGACCAGCGGCGGCAGUGGGAGCAGGAAAAAUCCCAUCUUCUGACCAAAGAACAAGAAAGAGAUGAGCUGGAGCAGCUGGUGAAGCAGUUAGAGUCCCAGAAAGCUGAGGCAGAACAGGAGAUAGCUGCUCUGCGUUUGGAGCAGCAGAAAAACAACCAAAGUCAUCAAGAUGCUGCAAGAAAAGUCGUUCAACUGGAAAUUGCUCUGGUUGCUGAGAAGAUCAGAACAAAGGAGGCUGAGAACUGCUUGGCUGAGCAAGUGAAGGAAACCUGUGAAAUAGAGGCUGCUUUGGUCAAGAUGGAGCAAGACUUGGAGAACCAGAGACAGCUCUGGGCCCAGGAAAAGUCCAGUCUUCUGACAAAGCAGCAGAGAGCUGUGAGAAAUGUGGAAGCAGCUAGGAAAGACGUUCUGGAGGUUCUGCAUGAUGAAAGGCAGGAGUGGCAAACAGAGAAGUCCUGCCUUCUAGAGAUGGUUGCAACAACAAAUGAGCUUCUGACAGAGGCGGAGGUGAAGAGAAAAGCUUCAACACUGAACCUGAUAGAGAAACUGAAAAACCUGCAAAAGGAGAUGGACAAAUUACAAGAAAGCAAACCCAAAAAGAAGUCUUUCAGGAGAAAAAUCGCCAAGUUCUUUAAAAUGUCUAAAAAGGCUCCAUCUCAGUCUGAAAACUGAUCACUGCUGAACCUCAUGAAGCCUCCUCCUACCAAACCAUCAAACUGACAGAAGGUUCUAACUUUUAACCCCUUACCUUAACCCCCUUUUGAAAAUGGCAACCAUUGCAAAAUGUCUAGCAUUCCUCGGCACAAAACUAUUGAAAAGUUUCUAAAUUAAAAAGUUGUGGCUCCCUACCAGGGUAACUAGUUUUAUCCUGGUGAGUGGAGUGGGGCUGCACGGUGCAGCAGUUGUUAGCACUGCUGCCUCGCAGCAACAGAUCUGGCUGCAUGGAGUUUGGACGUUCUCCCCGUGCAGCGUGGGUUCUCUCCGGGUGCUCCGGCUUCCUCCCACAGUCCUAAAAAUGUACCUUUUAGGUUAAUUGGUCUCUGUAAAUUGAUCACAGGAAGUGACUCUGUGCCUGCAUGGUUGUUUAUCCCCUGUCUGUGUCGCCCUAUGGUUGACUGGAGACCUGUCCAGGUUAUUCCCCACCCCCUCUGAAGCUUUCUUUGUCUUUUUCAUUUAGUCUUCCUCUUAAAAUAUAUUCAUAAUAAAAAACAUUUAAAA